This is a messenger RNA of Melopsittacus undulatus (budgerigar), 989 nucleotides long. Its product is annotated as loricrin-like. NCBI's taxonomy places the organism in Eukaryota, Metazoa, Chordata, Aves, Psittaciformes, Psittaculidae. The record is from RefSeq and is a predicted model, not a curated record. The coding region runs from base 84 to 752 and encodes 222 amino acids. The transcript is spliced from 2 exons.
GUCUCACUUCCCAUAUAUGCUAAAUGCCAUAUAAGAGCUCCUGUCUGUUAAAGCUCCUCAUUCAGUCGACUUUUAGCUUCUAAAUGUGUCUCCAAUGGAUGAGAAGGAUUUACCACUAUCUCCGAGGGAGAAUGAGAUGCCGCCGGAGGAACAGGGGCUACAGCAGUGAGAUCUCCUCGCACCACGGCUUCCCACACAUCCAGGGACAUGGCACCUUCUUCUGUGGUGGGGAAGGCUCAGUCACGUACAACCGGGGAACUUCAUCCUUCGAGCCCAUGCCAUCAUCCACCUACAGUGUAUCAGGGGGGUACAGAUGUAGCGGUGACGGAUCUGUUGUAAUAUCCAGUGGUGACAGUGGGGGGACUGUCUGGGGAGCUUCAGGGGGGACAGUCCCUGUCUAUGGUCCUGGGCGAGGUAUAGGGUAUGGCAGUGAGGACUCAUGCAGGAGCAUCACUGGCAGCUCAGGUGGAGGAUCUGGCUGCCACAGUGAGAGAAUGGGCAUCACUGUGGGAGAAGGUGGUGGAUACGGAUACGAUGCAUCACCGAGAUGCAUCCCAGGGGCAGGUGGUGGGUCAGGGCACUAUAGCGGGGAAUCAGGCUAUAGCAUGGGGGGAUACUCAGGCCCAGAGCUCAGCUCUGGAGGUGCUGGCUCCUCCCAGGCUGUGCAGCAGAAAUGCCCUGUAGUGGUUCCCAACAUCAAGGCCCAGCAGAGCAAGCAGAGCAACCACUGGCCCCUGAGCCAGAAGAAGUGACCGACCCAGCAGCCACCACUGCUCAAGCAAAAGUGCCCUGGAUGUGCCACAAUGCACAAACCCAACCAUGUCAUUACAGUCAGGGAGCUCUUCGUUCCUCACUUUGGGCUGUGCUAGAAACAUUGCUGCAAGCACUGCUGGGAAAAGUGAUUUGUGCUUCGGUGACAGGGAAAGAUUCUUCUUUCCAUCUCCUUUUGCUUGUGGGUUGGAAAAUAAAACUUCAUAGUCUGUGGGAAA